AUGAAUUCAAUCAAGGUCUACGAUAUCUCACUCCUCAACUUUGAAGAAAAGUGUUGGUCUCCUAAUACCUUCAAAACCCGUGGUAUUCCAUUUGAUUCCGUGUGGGUCUCAUUCGAGGAGAUCCCAAUUGUAAUUCCUAAAUUGACAAAGACCACAGAAACUCCGACUGUCCCUGUUAUUGUGGAUACCAGUAAAGAUGUUGUUAUACAAGAUUCAUGGAAAAUUGCUCAGUACCUUGAAGCUAAUUACCCUGACACCCCAAGUCUUUUCCAUGGAAAUGAAGAGUUACACGAGGCUGCCCAAGCAAGCUUUAGUUCAUUCUCAUUUGCUUUAUUCCGUCUUGUUAUCAUGACGGUGGCAAAUAACAUUGGUAAUGAAGAUGUCAAGGCCGAGUUUAGAAAGAGUCGCGAAGCCAAGUUUGGAAUGACUCUUGAGAAAUUUGCCGGAAAUCCAGAAGAUCAAAUCAGAAUUGCCAAUGAAGGACUGAAGGAUAUUAGAGCUAAAUUAGCAAAAUCUACUUACUUGUCUGGAUCUGAAGUGGGAUGGGCCGACGGUGUAUUGCUUGCAUACUUUGUGAUGGUAGACGUUCUUAAGCAUGACAUCUUUCAAUCAAGAAUAUUGGAUAGUGUUCAAGGCAAAAAUCCUUUGAGAGAAUGGUAUGAGCGUAUGGCAAAAUACGUAUAA
Molecule: messenger RNA, 684 nt
Organism: Phycomyces blakesleeanus NRRL 1555(-)
Lineage: Eukaryota; Fungi; Mucoromycota; Mucoromycetes; Mucorales; Phycomycetaceae
Exons: 4
Coding region: 1-684 (227 amino acids)
Source: RefSeq, a predicted model, not a curated record